AUGCCACCUACGUUUGCCACAAUUGUCUUGGCACUGCUGCUUUCUGGUGCCCAGGCAUUUGUGCCCAUUGGUGGCGGCAGCUCCACUCACGUUACCAUCACAGGAAAUGCGGCGUUGAAGAAGAUCACAGAAGUGUGUCGCGCAGUGGCUGAGGCUGAGGGCAGAGAAUUUAACCCCACGGGCUCUUCAGCGGAGGAGCUCUUGCGGGCUUGCCUUGGCACGGCCACCGGCGAGGUUUCCGCCGGAAAAUUCCGUGCCGCACUGAACGAGAUCUACAUGCAGAACGGCCUGGUGGACCGGGACUUUAUGACCAGCAACCCACAUCAUUUCAACAGCGAGGCUUUUGCAGAGGGACGAAAUCUUAUCACCCAAGGAGUAGCAAGCAUUAAAGCUGGGAUCCGGGAGGGUAACUUCCAGUCAGCCAGGGAGACCCUGGGCAGAGUGUGUCACACGCUGCAGGAUUUUUACAGUCACAGUAACUGGGUUGAAUUGGGCAACACUGCUCCCUAUGUCAACCUCAUCAGACCAGACCUCCCCGUCGGCAAUAUUGCAGAUAUCAACACUCCCACAUGCAGUGAUUGUGCCAGCGGUUCUUGUCCUAACCCUCUGCUACCGUCCAUCAUCGCUGAGAAAAAACUCACCUCAGGCUACGUGGGCAUCACCUCUUCCUCCAAACCUGCAGGUAAGUGCAGUCAUGGCGGGCCGUCCGACCUUAGCAGCUCCCAGCAUCCACGCGGCGGAAUCAGCAAAGAUGAACGUCGUACUGACAACGCAGCCUUUCACAAUGCUGCAGUUAGCCUGGCGACCGAGGCCACCUUGGAGCUCCUGGAGGAUAUCCGCGGUGCUGCGGGAAACUAUGACUUUUUGCGGCUGAUGGGCAUAGCCCGUUCUGCUGUUCUCUGUUUUGUGAUUGACACUACGGGGAGCAUGGCUGACGACAUCGCCGAGGCGAAAAGAGUCGCCUACAACAUCAUCGACAGUAAGAAAGGAACGCAGGACGAGCCGUCGGAAUACAUCCUGGUCCCGUUUAACGACCCCUCAUUUGGUCCACUCAUCAGAACCACAGACCCAGAGGUUAUGAAGUCAGAGAUAUCAAAGCUUGGAGCAAAAGGUGGAGGUGACACCCCAGAAAUGUGCCUGUCAGGACUACAGCUGGCUCUUACCGGGGCACCUCCUACCUCUCACAUCUAUGUUUUCACUGACGCCCCAGCCAAAGACAUAGACCUGGAGAGGACGAUCAUCGCUCUCAUCCGCAGCACCAAGUCAACCGUGUCGUUUUUAUUAACAUCCAGAGGAAGGCGACGAAGGGCACUUGAGGUCAUCCCAAGGUCAGCUUUCCGUGUAUACUACGAUGCUGCACUGGCCUCUGGCGGCCAGGUCAUAGAGGUCACCAAGUCAAGCCUCCCCCAGGCAACUGACAUCAUCGUGGACACCUCCACCUCUGCACUGGUGACUAUUCUUCAGCGAGCUAGGAACCCAGGACAAACGGAGAGUUUCCCCUUUUUCUUGGACAGCUCUGUUUCCAACGUAACAAUUUACAUCACUGGCAACAAUCUCAAAUUCACACUAAUUAACCCUUCAGGCGUAACCCAGUCUGGCACGGUACUGCAAGGGCCUCUGGGAAGCAUACAGGUGGUAGGGAACCUGUGGAGGAUCCGACUCAACUCUUCCAACCAGACGGGAAUGUGGCAGAUUAGUAUGGAGACCACUCAGGCUUAUACCAUCAAAGUGACAGGCCAGAGUGCAAUCACUUUCGUUUAUGAUUUUGUGGAGGAAUUCAAAGGGCCUCAUCCAGGAUACGCCAGCCUCAGUGGACAACCCCAGGCCGGCUUACCUGCCACUCUGUUGCUAACAGUUACGGGGCAGAAGGGCCCAGAGUCUCUUAAGGUACAGGAAGUUCAUCUGGUAGAGGUGUCGGGAGCCCACGUGUCCAAGGGUACCAUAAAGGAAGUAGGUGGUGGGGACCUCCUGGUGACUGUGACUGAGGUACCAGGAGGCGAGUUUGUGGUCCUGCUGCAGGGAGAAGACACGACCUCCUCCACUUUGUUUCAGAGACAAUCCACCACCCAGAUAUCUCGCUCCAAAGUCACAGUUAAGGCUGUUGUUGAUGGCACCAUGUUGCCAGGACAACAAUACAAACUACCCUUCACCGUGACUACCAACGGGACAGGCGGAAACUACGUAAUCCGUGCCAGGAAUGACAGGAGCAUCCCUAUGGACUUCCCAAAAAGUCUUUCUCUGGGAAGUGGGGGAAGUGCCAAUGGAACAAUAACCCUCACCCCUCCUUCAAACACUCUCUCUGGCACCGACGUCACACUGACCGUUGAGGCCGAGGGACCUGGGAGUGCUGACUCCAACUACGUUGUGUUGCGGCUCUUGGUGGUCGCCAAGGUCACCGAUUUCACCCCUCCGGUGUGUGAGAUAGUUAGCGUAAAGGCUAACUGCUCUGCCGACUGCACCCUGACGACGUGGGACUUGUCUGUCAAUAUUACAGACGGGAACGGCACAGGCAUUCAGGACGUAUCUGUACAGCAAGGAGGAGGAAACUUCACCAUGAACACGACGGAGGAAGGAGAUGUCACAGUGAUACAGGGUGCCUAUACUGCCUCCUGCUGUUCACCGGAUGUUACAAUCGCUGCUGUUGACAAGGCUGGGAAUGUUGGCAAAUGCUUUUAUUCCAUCAGGCCGCCUACCACUACCACCACCGCAACACUAGUUACCACGCCCAGCGCAGGCCCGCCCUCACUCAGCCUGUCCGUCACCCUGUGGAUCUGCCUGCUUGUCUCCAUGCUGACGACAGCAAGGGACAUUCUUUCAUUGUCUCUCUGA
Messenger RNA from Chanos chanos (milkfish), 2829 nucleotides. RefSeq names its product von Willebrand factor A domain containing 11 (gene vwa11). The transcript has 16 exons. The record is from RefSeq and is a predicted model, not a curated record. NCBI's taxonomy places the organism in Eukaryota, Metazoa, Chordata, Actinopteri, Gonorynchiformes, Chanidae. Bases 1 to 2829 code for a protein of 942 amino acids.